Molecule: messenger RNA, 1454 nt
Organism: Cucumis sativus (cucumber)
Lineage: Eukaryota; Viridiplantae; Streptophyta; Magnoliopsida; Cucurbitales; Cucurbitaceae
Product: transcription factor MYB26
Exons: 3
Coding region: 156-1223 (355 amino acids)
Source: RefSeq, a predicted model, not a curated record
CCAAAAUCUGAAUCACUCUCUCUUUCUUCAACUUUUUCUCUCUCUAAAAUCACAAACCUUUAAGCUUCUUCUUCUGUAAAAAGUUUCUGUUUUGUCUUUUCUUUCCAUUUUUCUUUUAAUUUUUAGAGCGGGAGAAAGAGAGAGAAGUUAAGGAAAUGGGACACCAUUCUUGCUGUAACAAACAGAAAGUGAAGAGAGGGCUAUGGUCACCUGAGGAAGAUGAGAAGCUUGUUAAUUACAUUUCUACUUAUGGCCAUGGCUGUUGGAGCUCUGUCCCCAAGCUUGCUGGCUUGCAGAGAUGUGGGAAAAGUUGUAGACUAAGAUGGAUAAAUUAUCUGAGACCUGACCUUAAACGUGGGAGUUUCUCUCCCCAAGAAGCUUCCCUCAUUGUUCAACUCCAUAGCAUUCUUGGUAAUAGAUGGGCUCAAAUAGCGAAGCAAUUACCUGGAAGAACCGACAAUGAAGUGAAGAAUUUUUGGAAUUCAAACAUAAAAAAGAAGUUGAUUUCUCAUGAGGUUUCUGCUUUGGCCACCUUUUCUGGCCAUCUCCAAAACCCUAAUGCUUCUAUUAAUAACGAGGGAUUUAUUAUUCUCAAUGCAAACCCUAAUUUGAUUUUAACCACCUCUGCCCAUCAAGACCAACCAUGUCUUCCAACUUCAACUCUACAAACUAGUUUUGAUCAUCUCAUUGAUUACAAGCUUGACCAAUUUACCAAUCUCAAUCCAAAUGCUAAUUUGGUUCAUUUACUUCCUUCCAUUUCCUCCUCAACAAACUUUUCCCCUCAUGACCCUCGUCCAAUGUGGCCAUCAUCAGGAGGCUAUCGUCUCCAACCGCUCGACUCUGAUCAACCGGUGGUGGCAAGUGGAGAGUUCGUCACUCCAGCAGCUACACUACCACAAUACGUUGACAUUUCAUUUUUGCAUCCCACGACAACGAUGCCAAAAUUAUGCGAGGUUGGCGAGGAAAAUAUUUGCUCAUCAAUUCCACAAAUUCCAGCUCCUUUGCAAGAUCUUGAUCCAAUUAUCAAAUUAUCAAGCUUUUCAAAUGGUUACUAUCCACAAGAUCAAUGCAUGGUAACUAAUCAAAUGGCUAUGGAGCAAAUUGAUAUGAUCAUGUCAUCGAUCUUACAAAACCCGCCGUGUUCAUCAUUGUCAUCAUCUUCGUCAUCGUUGGGAUUAACGGGAUUAUCCAACGACCUUGUUUCAUCAAGCUGGGAUGCAUAGGAUACAUAGGUACGUAGUAGGUCACAGUAUGUGUGUGUCUAGCUAGCUAAGUAAUAAUUGAAAAAAAAAUGAAAUUGGUUUUUUUGUUGUUGUGGAUGCUUAUAUAUACAUAUGUAUGUUUGAGAAGGUAAGAGCUAGGAUGGAAAAACCUAGAAGUUGCUAGUUCAGGUUCUUUACUAAGUAAUGCUUAGUCAAUUACAAUUAAUACAUAGCCUUGUUUCACAUGCUUCA